Molecule: messenger RNA, 3156 nt
Organism: Teleopsis dalmanni
Lineage: Eukaryota; Metazoa; Arthropoda; Insecta; Diptera; Diopsidae
Gene: Vrp1
Product: WAS/WASL-interacting protein family member 2
Exons: 10
Coding region: 719-3085 (788 amino acids)
Biological process (GO): actin filament polymerization
Cellular component (GO): actin filament; cytoplasm
Molecular function (GO): actin binding; microtubule binding
Source: RefSeq, a predicted model, not a curated record
UUCGACAUAUAAAAGUCUUGUGUGCAAAUUUUCACUUCAUUGUUUGUUGCCAAUGGAAAAGGUGCGCGGGAUUGGUUUAUUUCGUAAAAAAUUUUAAUUAAUAUAAACAAAAUAAUAAAAUAUUAAUGCUAAUGAAAGAUACAGUAAAAUUAUGUUUUCCAUUAACAGAAAUAUUAUAGUGAUAAUGAUGUUAAAAACGCACAAAAAUGAAUGUUAAGAAAACAGAAAAUAAAUUCAAAGAAGACACAAAAAUUCGUAGAAUAAAGAUUUUGAAAAACAAAUGACGAUUUCGUGGACGAUAAAAAUUUAAAAAGCUUGAUAUGAUUAAUUUAUCAAUACAAAUGGCAACUAAGUAAAAUAAAAAUUAAUUGUACAGACUAUUUUGGACGAAAUCAAAAUUAGUGAAUAUAAACGGCACAAAGUUAUAUUUUCUAUUGGUAUUGUGUGAUUGUCGUGGUAAUUAAACUUUAUUUAUCCAAGCCCAAAUUGUUUAAACGAAUUUAUUUGUAAUAUAUCGGCUUGCUUGUGUUCAAUGUUUCUCACGAUCUGCAGCCACGUAAAUUUCUUUGUUUAAAAUUAACUUUAUGUGGAAAAUUCUAUUUACUCAGUUUUCUUCAAUUUUUAAAAACCAGUAAAAUAUUUCUUAUUGUUAAUUAGUAAAAAAAAAAGUCAGAUAAAUUUCAACGUUUAUAUACUUGCACAAUAAUCGCUCCUCAAGAUGGCAAUACCACCGCCGCCAGGACCACCACCACCACCUGGUCCACCGCCACCACCAGCGAUGGGCGGUUUAAAGUUAGGCGGAGCUGCAGGUGGAGACUCACGAUCAGCUUUAUUACAAUCAAUACAAAAAGGCACGAAACUAAAAAAGACUACAACCGUUGACAAAAGUGGUCCAGCUUUAGCAGGAAAGAUCUGUGAUUCGUCAUCAAAUGGAUCACCGAAACGCACUAAUCUUAACAAUAAUACAAGCAAUAGUAACAAUAAUAUUGGCAAUGGAGCACCCAAAUUAGGUGGAUUAUUUGAAGGACUCUCAUCUAUGCCAAAAUUGAAACCUGUCAAUGGCAGCCGGUCUACCACAGUUACGUCUUCCACGCGUUCCAAUGACACAAGUACAACGAAUAGUCGAAGUGGAAGUCCCCCCACUGCGAAUUCAACUCCAGCAACAACGAAAAAUGGUCCAAUGGACUUCAAUACUGAACUGACAAAACAUUUAACGCUUAAACGUCAAAAGCAACAACAACAGCAACAACCGAUCAAUGCAACAGAAGCGAAUUUAAGAACAAAUCGGGGACCACCACCGCAGCCACCAACAGCGCUACCCAAAAAUUUAUCAACGAGUACAUCGGAUUCAGUAUUAGAAAAAGCCAAAAGUACUGAAGCAACUAUUCGCGCCAGUGUGGUUACAGAAAAAAAUUCAAAAGCAUCGUCGCCUACUGCAUCUGAAAGUAGUAAUAGUAGUACAUUAAGCAACAAAGUCAUUGGAAAUUCUGGAUCAGUAAAAUCUAAAGCUGCCAAUUUGAAUUUAUCACUAGGAAAUAAUUCAAAUGUUGUAAAUAAUAAAAAUAGUCAAAUAAUAAAAACUGCAUCAACAAAUUCUCUGAAUUCGUCUGCAUCCAUAAAUUAUAAAACAAAUAAGAACAACCUUAUCAGCGAUUCUGCAAUAAGUAAAUCAUCUUAUUCUUCGUCUACAACAUCAUUAAUCGCAACAAAUACUUCAAUUCGAAAUUUAACUCCAAACAAAUCAUCGCUUUUCGGUAAUAAUGGUGGUGUUAGUAGUGAUAGUACAACACCGUCUCCACCAGUUAUGAAUAAAUCACCAACGCCUGGAAUUAAACCAAUGCCUAAUCAUGGUAAACCAAAUUUUGCACCCAAACCUCCAGGAUUACAACAGCUAGCCUUUGCUAAUGGGCAACGGCCAUUAGUCUCUCGUCAUCACAGUAUGAAAUCUCCAAGAUCACCGCCAAUAUCAAGCGCUGGUGGGCCAGUAUUUCCUACUCAACAGCAUUUUGGGACAUUGCGCACACCACAACAACUAUGUCAAUCACAGGACGCAAUCAACUCCAACAUACGCACAGCGCCAAAUCCACCAAUUGGUCGACCCACGGUUGCGCCACCGAAACCACCAACAGUUAAACCACCUCCGCCGCCAACACCAGCGCGUAGUAUUUCUAAUUCCAAUUUAAAUAGUUUAACGCACAAUGCAACAAAUUCUUCUGCAGCACCCUGUAGCGCUGUAAAUACUGCACUUGUAAACACUGUAACUGGUUCAUCAUCUACUCCUACAACAACACAGCCGCCAUCAAACUCAUCGUCCUCGAGUAGUGUAUCCACACUUCGUGAACAAUUUAAAAAUACACAAUCGGCACCAACAACACCGCCAGUAUCUGCAGCUUUAACAAAUAAAACUACCGGUAGUCCAGUUAGUAAAACUAAUAGUACUCGUGAUAAGAACGUAAAACCAAUUAUUCUAAAUGGUGGGCCAAUAAAUGCGCCACCAUUACCGCCACAUCGAACAUGUCCAGCGCCACCACCGCCACAGAGGCAAUCAAGUAAUACUGGCAGUGGAGCUCCACCUGUGCCACCACAGCGGCAUUCAUCUAUAAGAGCUAACGCUCCCAUAACACCACCAACAACUGCAAGCGCACCAUUAUUCGGCAAUAAUAUUGGCAACAACAUAUCGAAUGCGAAUUCCGUUAGUCGUUUAGUUGUCGAUUUAGAAGCGAAAUUCGGCAAACGUUUUCACAAUGUAACAGAAUUCCCAAAGCCGCCACCAUUUUUAAAUGUCCAAAAGAUAUAUCCUAGUCGAACUGUUAAAGCAACAAAUGCACCAAAUGAAAAUAAUAACAUCACGAACAACAACAACAUUAAUCCAGUAACAACAAAUCCAAUAACUGCACCAAAACCAUUGCAGCCCGCUUAUCAACCAUUUAAGAAGCAUAGAGCACCGGCACCACCACCCCAAGCAGGCGUGGCUGCAGCGACAGUAUCUGUGAUAAGGCAAUCGAGUUUUCUCUAUGGCGGCAACAAUAGCAUCGGCCAAGCACAAAGCCAAACACCAAAUGCAACUGAAGCACCAAGAAAUUAAGGAACUAAUAGACGUCUUCUAUACUUGCUAUAAGUUAUCAAUAAAAAAAUUAUAUUAAUUAUAUUAUUAUA